CGCCUGGCGCACCCGCGGGAGCGGAGCCGUGGCGCGCUCGCCCCGGACGCCGGCCGCCCCUCCGCUCGCCCUACUGAGCGAGCGGCCCGGGGCGCCGAGGGGUCCGCGCCGCGCGGGGCGCACCGCCCUGGCCGCCAUGUGCUCCCAGCUCUGGUUCCUGACCGACCGGCGCAUCCGCGAGGACUACCCGCAGGUGCAGAUCCUGCGCGCCCUCCGGCAGCGCUGCUCCGAGCAGGACGUGCGCUUCCGGGCGGUGCUUAUGGACCAGAUCGCCGUCACCAUCGUCGGCGGCCACCUCGGCCUCCAGCUAAACCAGAAGGCCCUCACCACCUUCCCGGAUGUGGUGCUUGUACGGGUACCCACACCCUCAGUGCAGUCAGACAGUGACAUCACUGUCCUGCGACACCUGGAGAAGCUGGGCUGCCGGUUGGUCAAUCGCCCACAGAGCAUCUUAAAUUGCAUCAACAAAUUCUGGACGUUCCAAGAACUGGCUGGACAUGGGGUCCCCAUGCCAGACACCUUCUCCUAUGGUGGGCAUGAAGACUUUUCAAAAAUGAUUGAUGAAGCUGAGCCCCUGGGCUACCCAGUCGUGGUGAAGAGCACACGAGGCCACCGGGGAAAAGCUGUUUUUCUGGCAAGAGAUAAACAUCACCUCUCUGACAUCUGCCAUCUGAUCCGCCACGAUGUGCCCUACCUGUUCCAGAAGUACGUGAAGGAGUCCCAUGGAAAGGACAUCCGGGUGGUGGUGGUAGGGGGCCAGGUCAUAGGCUCUAUGCUUCGCUGCUCCACUGAUGGACGGAUGCAGAGCAACUGCUCUCUCGGUGGCGUGGGCGUCAAGUGUCCGCUGACAGAACAAGGCAAGCAGUUGGCUAUUCAGGUGUCCAACAUCCUAGGCAUGGACUUCUGUGGCAUUGAUCUCCUUAUCAUGGACGAUGGCUCCUUUGUGGUGUGUGAGGCAAAUGCUAAUGUCGGCUUCCUAGCCUUCGACCAGGCAUGCAACUUAGAUGUGGGUGGGAUCAUUGCAGACUAUACCAUGUCCUUGCUGCCAAAUAGGCAGACUGGAAAGAUGGCUGUCCUCCCAGGACUGUCGAGUCCGAGGGAGAAGAACGAGCCGGAUGGCUGUGCUUCAGCUCAGGGAGUUGCAGAGAGCGUCUAUACCAUCAACAGUGGGUCUACCUCUAGCGAAAGUGAGCCUGAACUGGGAGAGAUCCGGGAUUCCUCAGCAAGCACAAUGGGGGCCCCACCCUCCAUGCUGCCCGAACCUGGCUACAACAUUAACAACAGGAUUGCUUCUGAGUUAAAACUUAAGUGAAUUCCUGCUUUUUGGCAGCAUUUAAACCAAAUCCUACUGCUUCCCUAGUAGUUUUGAGUGAAUAAAAUCUGGACUAAUGUGAUUUCAUUUGCACAGAAACUAGAAAUCCCAUCUGGGCACUCAGCAUUUUUUCUAACGAUGAUUUAAGCAAAUGGCCUAGCUUUGUGGUUUUUACAAAGACAAAUAUAAAAACACUCACAAGAACAA
Pan troglodytes (chimpanzee) is the source of this 1519-nucleotide messenger RNA. It is a transcript of the gene RIMKLA, whose product is annotated as ribosomal modification protein rimK like family member A. Bases 137 to 1312 code for a protein of 391 amino acids. Gene Ontology annotation, cellular component: cytoplasm. The record is from RefSeq and is a predicted model, not a curated record. Lineage: Eukaryota; Metazoa; Chordata; Mammalia; Primates; Hominidae. Gene Ontology annotation, molecular function: N-acetyl-L-aspartate-L-glutamate ligase activity; ATP binding; metal ion binding. Gene Ontology annotation, biological process: protein modification process. The transcript has 5 exons.